Coffea arabica (coffee) is the source of this 1417-nucleotide messenger RNA. RefSeq lists its product as uncharacterized. Gene Ontology annotation, molecular function: catalytic activity. Gene Ontology annotation, cellular component: chloroplast. Lineage: Eukaryota; Viridiplantae; Streptophyta; Magnoliopsida; Gentianales; Rubiaceae. The record is from RefSeq and is a predicted model, not a curated record.
GUGUUGGUUAUGCUCAAAAUUCCCUCCACUCUCUCAACCUCAUAUCAUCAAAUGGCCUUCUUUCUGGGGUCUCCUCCUCCACCAACUCGCCUGAACUUCCAAGCUUCCUCAUCUUGCUCCACCUCCUCAUCUUCCUCGCGGUUCAACAGCACCGCUGGACGUGUCCAUGGAUUUUGGACUAGUAGAAGCAAAAGAAAACCAAGGUUUCCUAAAAUCUUUGCCAAAGCUUCAGAAAAGGAGGACAAUGACAAGCCAGCAUUCAACCCUUUUGGAUUUGUCACCGAUAAUCCUUCCAGUAAGAGUGCUAUUCAACUCCCUGAAUCCCCUGCCGAGGACGGCAAUGUCGGCCAAAUGCUUUCCAGAAUAGAAGACAAAGGAAGGGAAUAUGGCUCAUACAUCAAAUCUGGAGGGCUAAGAUGGUUUGUGAGAGAAACAGGGUCAGCUGCAAGCAGACGUGGAACCAUUGUGUUUCUUCAUGGGGCUCCAACACAAUCUUAUAGCUAUCGUAAUGUCAUGUCUCGGAUGGCAGAUUCUGGGUUUCACUGCUUUGCACCAGACUGGAUAGGAUUUGGGUUUAGUGACAAGCCACAGCCUGGAUAUGGUUUUGAUUACACUGAAAAAGAGUUCCAUGACGGAUUUGAUAAGUUACUAGAUGUCCUUGGGGUCACAUCUCCAUUUUUCCUCGUUGUUCAGGGAUUCCUUGUAGGCUCUUAUGGAUUGACUUGGGCUUUAAAGAACCAAAAUAAAAUAUCAAAGCUGGCAAUUCUGAACACUCCAUUGACAGUUUCAUCUCCUAUUCCUGGACUCUUUAAACAGCUCAGGAUUCCAUUCUUGGGUGAGUUCACUUGCCAGAAUGCUAUUAUGGCUGAGAGAUUUAUUGAAGCAGGUAGCGCUUAUGUUUUGAAGCUGGAGAAGGCUGAGGUGUACAGAUUACCAUAUUUGUCAAGCAGCGGACCCGGAUUUGCACUGCUUGAAGCAGCAAAAAAAGUGAACUUCAAUGAGUUGUUGGGUGAAAUUUCAUGUGGGUUUGCUUCAGGAAGGUGGGAUAAACCAAUCUUAGUUGCAUGGGGAAUAUCGGACAAGUAUCUUCCUCAAUCAGUGGCAGAAGAAUUCCAGAAAGGAAAUCCCGAGGUUGUCAAGCUUGAGUUAAUUGAAGGUGCAGGUCAUAUGCCGCAAGAGGACUGGCCAGAGAAAGUUGUUGAUGCCUUGAGAAUAUCCUUCUGAACCGCAAGGAGCCAACCCAUUGCGUACAUCAACGACAAGCCCCCAUAUGUGACUGAACCUUGGAAACUACUUGGGGAAAUGUACUUUAUUGGUUACCGCAAUUCUAAAUUUAACAUCAAAAGAUCGCAUACAAGUCAAAUGUAUUCUUAGCUAAAAGCUAGAUUCCGCCUAUAGUCAUUUCUUGUUUUACUGC